This is a messenger RNA of Closterium sp. Yama58-4, 1059 nucleotides long. Lineage: Eukaryota; Viridiplantae; Streptophyta; Zygnematophyceae; Desmidiales; Closteriaceae. The record is from the annotation of a GenBank genome assembly.
AUGGUGGCCGAGGACAGCCAGAUCGUUAUCCUCUUGGACAACGCGAGCAGCCACGUCAUCAAAAGCGACGACGCGGCCUUGGAAGACCUCUUCGGCUUCCGUACUCGCACACUCGGCAAUAUCUGGCUCAUGUUAUUGCCGCCCAACACGACCGCCUUCACGCAGCCGCUCGAUCAGGGGCUCAACGACGAAGGCGCGCUACCGAGUGCACUGGCUUCGUGCCGUCACGGCCCUGUGGCAAGAUGCUGGUGCAAUGCCUGUGAUGGCACGGUACCGCCCAAACAUGUGCAACGUCAUCGCCUGCCUCUCGGACGCAUGGAUGAACAUCCCCGCGCGGACGAUCCAGCGUUGCUGGUGGCGCACGGGAUUCAUGCCGUGCGCAUGGAUCUCGCGCACGUUGGGCUGGACGGCCUUGCCCUAGUCGGCAAUGGCGUGAAUGCCGCUCUCCCCAUCGACCUCGACGAGGACAUCGGAGAUGUCGGCAUUAUGAUCGCCCGUCUUGGACUCAAGCCUAGCGCCAUGCCGGCCGCCGCCUUCGUCGCCAUCUACGACGACCAGCCCACAUGCGCCGAGCCUGGCGAGGACCCGCUCGCCCUUGAGCCCGCCACGGGGUAUUCGGACGCCUCGUGGGAGGCGCCCUCCACCAUGCAGGUCGUCUACGACGAUGACAACCCCAAGAGCCGUGAGGCGUGGCGUUACACACGGACGGUGAACGAGAUGCUCGUUGGUUAUGCUCGCGCCACGGGCAUCACGCUGCGCAACCUCUGUGCCCUGUUCGAAAUCAAGAACCCCAUCAUCGUCGACCGCAUGGAGCGGGCGAGCCCCGCUCUGAACCUGAACGCUACGCUGCCGCCCGGAUCCCAGGCGACCGCGCCCGCCGACGCGACGGCAACGCUGGCGACUGCGGCCAGCACGUUGGCCACCACCUCUCGUCGCUGCGGGUGCGUUCUGCCUGCGUGGAUGUAUGCGCCAGCUCCCACCCGCCAGCAGCUUAUUGACUCUGGCGUGAGUGCCGUCAUGAACGGAUAUGUUGCGGCUGCGGAUUGGAUGACUCUGUGA